CAAACGAGCAGACCUCAAAUACGGACCCUGCCGCUGAGCAAGCACAAGACUUACAAGGACGGCUUCCUGCAUCGCUUGAUAACAACGCCACGACGACAGAUCCCGAUCCUGCUUCCGAACCCUUAGCAGCUGCAACCCUAACCCCCAUCGAAAUGCCCACGUCAGAACCGGUUGCUAUCGAAGAGCCAGAUCAGGUUGUGACUUCACAGUCGCGGGACGAGGAUUCGAAGCUCUCUGACUCUCUCCAUCCAGUAUCAGAAAUGGGAAAGCUGCCCGAGGAGGAAGUUGAGCUGGCUAGGUUUGGUAGUUCUUCAGAAAACUGUAGCUUCUCAGUUACAGGGAGCAGUCGAGCCAGCUCGCCACUGAGCGAACCAGAUGCUCACGGUGUUGCAUAUACAUACGAUGGACCACCAGGCCAUAGGAUCCUACAUCUCAGACCAACAGCCGAACAGUGGGAUGAUUUCCCUGCUCUCCUGGCCUUUGCACGAAGCCUUCAUGCUGAAGUCGACGGUUGCUUCAAAAUAAUACUCCCAGAAGAGCUUCAAGAGCCGCUCCCGGACAAGGAUUCGCAGCAUGUGACCGCCAAUGCCUAUAGAAUAAGACAGAUCAACCACAGGACGUUUUGGCAGGUCAGCACAGUACCGAGCGAAGGCGCCUUCUCAUCUUCGGAACCGGAGGGCGAGGUAUCUGGGAGCGUUGACGAGAAGUUCAAGAAGCUAAAGACUCUUUUUAAUAAGAGCAAGGACAAGCAGAUGCGAAACGUGCGUUACCGAGUCGACGUCCCCGCGUGGACGGCGAAGCAGAGACGAGAAGCUGGCGUGCCAGAGAGAAGCCCUAUCCACCCGCUGGCCGGUGACAAAUUGGACAAGACAAAGGCUAUUAUUCCUGGAAUCCAUACGCCCUAUGUAUACGAAUCAGCUCAGCAUUUCGGUGCUACUUUCCAGCUCCACGCUGAAGAUUUCCGCCUUUCUUCUCUGAAUCACCUUUACAAGGGCCGCAAGAUUUGGAUUGUCGUCCCCGCCACAGCCGUCGACGUUGCCGAAGAAGCAUUGAAUCGAAAAGGCAAGUGCUCGCAGUUCAUGCGGCACCGUGCCGAGUUCUUCUUCCCAGAGAAGCUCCAGAAAAUGGGCAUCCCCCAUCGAAUCGUCGACCAACGACCCGGCGAAACCAUUGUCAUUCUACCAGAUGCCUACCACGAAGGGUUCAGUACGGGAUAUACCCUGGCCGAAGCCAAGAACUACGCAGACUCGGACUGGACGACGGAUACGUAUCAGCCGUGCCAGCCAAGCUGCCAGCUCAUGACAGCCAUACCGGCGGAAUUUAUGAGGCCGCUGCAAGAAGGGGAGGAGAGACUCGAUCUAUGCGCCGGCUAUAAAGACGUUGGCGGUGAUGAACCAUCGAGUCUCUUACAGCAGCAGCAGCAGCAGCAGCCAAAAGCAGAAGAUUCUCAACUUGGUGAAAUACAGAGCGCAAAUCCUACACUAAAACGACCACUUGAACAUACCAUUUCGGAAGAGAUUGUAUUUAAACACCCCAGGCUCGACCAAGACUCUAUUGUCUCUGUACAUGCAAAGGUUUGA
Molecule: messenger RNA, 1580 nt
Organism: Trichoderma asperellum CBS 433.97
Lineage: Eukaryota; Fungi; Ascomycota; Sordariomycetes; Hypocreales; Hypocreaceae
Biological process (GO): regulation of gene expression; chromatin remodeling
Cellular component (GO): chromatin; nucleus
Molecular function (GO): histone demethylase activity
Source: RefSeq, a predicted model, not a curated record